Gasterosteus aculeatus aculeatus (three-spined stickleback) is the source of this 2228-nucleotide messenger RNA. NCBI's taxonomy places the organism in Eukaryota, Metazoa, Chordata, Actinopteri, Perciformes, Gasterosteidae. The record is from RefSeq and is a predicted model, not a curated record.
UGACUCCCGUGAACUGCGCUUCUCGCGCACAAUGAUCUUCGCCAUCGAGGAGAUCAACAAGAGCACGAAGCUGCUGCCCGGCAUCAAACUCGGUUAUCAGAUCUACGACUCGUGUGAGUCUGCGCCUGUUGCUCUGCAUGUGGCAUUCCAGCUUUUAAGCAGUCUGGACCCGGCGUUUUACGCAGGGGACAAUUGCUCUCAGUCGGGUAAAGUGAUGGGUGUCGUUGGUGACUCCGGGUCCACGCCAUCCAUCAGCAUGUCGCGCAUCAUCGGGCCCUUCAACAUUCCGCUGGUUAGUCACUUUGCCACCUGUGCAUGCCUGUCUGAUAAGCAACAGUACCCCAGUUUCUUCAGAACCAUCCCGAGUGACCAGUUCCAGGCUGACGCGCUGGCAAAGCUGGUCAAACACUUUGGUUGGACUUGGAUAGGUGCUAUCCGGUCGGAUUCCGAUUAUGGGAACAGUGGCAUGGCGUCUUUCCUGGACGCAGCGCACAAAGAGGGGAUCUGUGUGGAAUAUUCUGAAUCUUUCUAUCGGACCAACCCGCGAAGCAGGAUCCAGAGAGUAGCUGACAUCAUCCGCAGGUCGACAGCUGUGGUUAUUGUGGCAUUUAUGUCGCCUGGAGAACUGAGGAUUCUGCUGGAGGAGCUGUCGCUGAAGCCCUCUCCACCACGCCAGUGGAUAGGCAGCGAAUCCUGGGUAACUGACCCAAACAUGCUGCAGUUCGGUUUCUGCGCUGGCGCAAUCGGAUUUGGCAUUGAGCGAUCUGUCAUCCCAGGUCUGAGAGACUUCCUGCUGGAUCUCCCUCCAUCUGAAGUUGCAGCUACUCAGAUUCUGACUGAGUUCUGGGAGGAACAGUUCAACUGCAGGCUGGAAAAAAGAGUCUCAGACAAGAACGUGUGUGAUGGAACUGAAGACAUAGAGAAGAUCCAGAGCCCAUACUCUACAGCUCCGUUCAGAAUCACUAACAUGGUGUACAAGGCUGUUUAUGCUAUAGCACAUGCCGUUCAUAAUGCAGUGUUUCAGGAAACACAUUCUAUGUGUGACAACCUCACCAGCAUAGAGAUCAAAGAGGUUCUAAAUCAGUUGAAGAAAGUUAAAUUCUCCCAGAAUGGUUAUGAUGUGUCAUUUGAUGCCAAUGGGGACCCUGUGGCCACAUACGAGCUGAUUAACUGGCAGGAAAAUUCCCCUGAUUGCUUCCCUUGCCCCAAGGAAUUCUGGCCUAAUGCAAAGAGAAACAAUUGUCUCCCCAAGCCUGUAGAGUUUCUUUCCUUCAACGAGGGCCUUGGGAUCAUCCUGUGUGCAUUCUCAGUUGGAGGUGCCUGUCUUGCUGUCCUAACAGCGGCUGUGUUCCACCGUCAUAGGACAUCCCCGAUUGUCAGGGCCAACAACUCUGAGCUGAGCUUCCUGCUGCUCUUCUCUCUGACUCUGUGUUUCUUGUGCUCAUUAACUUUCAUUGGAGCCCCCUCUGACUGGUCCUGCAUGCUGCGUCACACAGCAUUUGGGAUCACCUUCGUCCUCUGUAUGUCUUGUGUUCUUGGAAAAACGAUAGUCGUGUUAAUGGCGUUCAAAGCCACUCUCCCGGGUCAUAAUGUCAUGAAAUGGUUUGGUCCUCCACAGCAAAGAAUGACCGUAGUGUCUUUUACCUUCAUUCAAGUCGUAAUAUGUACCCUUUGGUUGGUUCUUAGUCCUCCUUUUCCAAGGAAAAACCUAACCACGUACAAGGAGAAAAUCAUCCUGGAGUGUGCACUGGGCUCAAUUAUUGGGUUCUGGGCGGUGCUCGGGUACAUCGGCCUGCUGGCUGUCUUUUGCUUUGUGCUAGCUGUCCUAGCCCGGAAACUACCUGAUAGUUUUAAUGAAGCCAAGCUGAUCACGUUCAGCAUGCUGAUAUUCUGUGCAGUCUGGGUCACCUUUAUCCCAGCAUAUGUCAGCUCUCCUGGUAAAUUUACUGUGGCUGUGGAGAUAUUUGCCAUUCUGGCCUCCAGUUUUGGACUCAUGUUGUGUAUUUUUGCACCAAAGUGUUUCAUCAUAUUGUUUCAGCCGGAGAAAAACACAAAGAAAUAUUUAAUGAACAAAACUUAAUGCUAGAUUAUCUGACAAUCGAACGGAUUUUUACUCAAAUUAUUAAAGUCAAAAAGGGGAAACAAAGAGAUCUGGUUUCUUAUGUGCGUUCUCGGCUAAAAACACAUUAACGUCCAUUUUGAUAAAUGUACCCACUGGCACAAUGUAA